UAACGGACUUUCAGCGAUCGCGGACGGUAAAACGGAAUAAUAGUUAAACAUAAAAAAGAAGGCGCGAGAAGAAAGAGAUCUUAAAGAAGAAAAGAGUUGAAAGUGUGUGUGAGUGUGUUUGAAAAAAAGUGGUUGGUAACUAAAAGAAAACGAUAUUUAGUUAGAGAGAAAAAUAAUGUGAUAUUUAAACGAACAAAAUACGAAAUUAUUAAAUAAAUAAAUUUUAAAAAUAAAUUAAAUGAAAAUAAUCAAACACAUGUCAAAAUAGUGAUAAUAAAUAAUUAUUAUAAUUUUAAGUUUAAUUUACGAAUGUGUUACAACAAAUAUCUACAACAAAAAAAGUGUUUCAAGUGUUUUUAUGAUUUUUUCUACAAAAGCAAUAAAUUUUUAUAAUUUAUGCAAAUGUUACUAAUACCACAGAAAUCCAGACCCCAAGAGGGUCUGUUGCUGCUCUCCCCUAAGUUGUGGAUUAGUUUAGUUGUAAUUUUAUUAGUCUGUUUGGAUGUCAAUUGUUAUGAAAAAAUUUAUAGUCAAAUUGAAAAACAAAGAUACGAUGGCUGGUAUAAUAAUUUAGCGCAUCCCGAUUGGGGUUCUGUAGAUAGUCAUUUGGUGCGCAAAGCACCGCCUUCAUAUUCAGAUGGCGUUUACGCUAUGGCCGGUUCAAAUCGACCCUCGACCAGACGAUUGAGUCGUUUGUUUAUGGGUGGUCGUGAUGGUCUCGGCUCAAAAUUCAAUCGUACUGCCCUAUUGGCCUUUUUCGGUCAAGUUGUAGCCAAUGAGAUUGUUAUGGCCUCCGAAUCGGGUUGCCCCAUAGAAAUGCAUCGCAUUGAAAUCGAUAAAUGCGAUGAAAUGUAUGAUAAAGAAUGUCGUGGCGAUAAAUAUAUUCCGUUUCAUCGUGCGGCCUACGAUCGCAGCACGGGCCAGAGUCCCAAUGCUCCCAGGGAACAAAUUAAUCAAAUGACUGCCUGGAUAGAUGGUAGUUUUAUAUAUAGUACAUCGGAGGCCUGGUUAAAUGCCAUGCGUUCGUUUCACAAUGGCACUUUGCUAACGGAUAAAAGUGGCAAAAUGCCGGUUAAGAAUACUAUGAGAGUACCGCUAUUCAAUAAUCCAGUGCCGAAUGUUAUGAAGAUGUUAAGUCCUGAAAGAUUGUUUUUAUUAGGAGAUCCCAGAACUAAUCAAAAUCCGGCCAUGCUCUCCUUUGCUAUACUCUUUUUACGCUGGCACAAUACCCUGGCUCAGCGUAUUAAGCGCGCCCAUGCCGAUUGGACCGAUGAGGAUAUUUUCCAACGUGCCCGUCGUAUGGUCAUAGCCACUUUGCAGAAUGUUAUUAUGUAUGAAUAUCUGCCGGCAUUUUUGGGUUCUGAAAUUCCUCCCUAUGAGGGUUAUAAUCGUGAUAUACAUCCUGGCAUAGGUCAUAUAUUUCAAGCUGCUGCCUUCCGUUUUGGUCAUACCAUGAUACCGCCGGGUAUUUAUAGACGUGAUGCUAGUUGUAAUUACAAGAAAACACCCAUGGGUUAUCCGGCCAUACGUUUGUGUUCGACUUGGUGGGAUUCGAGUGACUUUCUUACCGAUACCACUAUCGAAGAAAUUCUAAUGGGCCUUUCUUCACAAAUAUCCGAACGUGAAGAUCCUGUGCUUUGUUCUGAUGUACGUGAUAAACUGUUUGGACCCAUGGAAUUUACACGACGCGAUUUGGGAGCCUUAAAUAUUAUGCGUGGUCGUGAUAAUGGUCUACCCGAUUACAAUAGCGCUCGAGAGGCUUUCGGUCUGAAAAGACGCAACAAUUGGACGGAUAUAAAUCCUGACCUCUUUGCUAAACAACCCGAUCUUUUGAAUAUGUUGAUCUCAGCCUAUGAUAACCAAUUGGAUGAUGUGGAUGUAUAUGUGGGUGGCAUGUUGGAAUCCUAUGGCCAACCUGGCGAAUUAUUUAGUGCCGUUAUUAAGGAACAAUUUCAACGUUUAAGAGAUGCCGAUCGUUUUUGGUUUGAAAACGAUCGUAAUGGUAUAUUUACGAAAGAGGAAAUUGAAGAGAUACGUAAAAUAAGAAUGUACGAUAUUAUUGUUAAUAGUACCGAUAUAAAUGAGAAUGAUAUACAGGAAGAUGUGUUCAUGUGGCAUGAGGGUGAUCCUUGUCCUCAACCUAUGCAAUUAAAUGCUACCGAAUUGGAACCUUGCACUUAUCUAGAGGGCUAUGAUUACUUUUCCGGUUCGGAGUUAAUGUUUAUCUAUGUUUGUGUCUUCUUGGGCUUCGUGCCCAUUCUAUGUGCUGGAGCCGGUUAUUGUGUGGUCAAACUACAAAAUAGCAAGAGAAGGAAAUUGAAAAUACGCCAAGAAGCCUUGAGAGCACCUCAACACAAAGGUUCGGUGGAUAAAAUGUUGGCCCGAGAAUGGUUGCAUGCCAAUCACAAACGUUUGGUUACGGUAAAAUUUGGACCAGAGGCUGCCAUCUAUACUGUAGAUCGUAAGGGUGAAAAGUUACGCACUUUCAGUUUGAAAACUGUAGAUGUGGUAACUGUUGAAGAGUCGGCCCAUAAUCACAUUAAAAAGAAGCCUUAUAUUCUCCUGAGAGUACCUAAUGAUCAUGAUUUGGUCUUGGAGCUAGAAUCUUAUGGGGCACGCCGAAAGUUCGUUAAAAAACUAGAAGACUUUUUAAUUUUACAUAAAAAAGAAAUGACUUUGGUAGAAGUAAAUCGUGAUAUGAUGUUGGCCGGAGCUGAAACUCGUGAAAGAAGACAGAAACGUUUGGAGUAUUUCUUCCGUGAGGCAUAUGCCUUAACAUUUGGCCUAAGACCGGGAGAAAGACGCCGCAGAUCUGAUGCUUCUACCGAUGGCGAAGUAAUGACGGUCAUGCGCACUUCCCUUUCCAAAGCUGAAUUUGCUGCUGCCCUGGGCAUGAAACCCAACGACAUGUUCGUACGCAAAAUGUUUAAUAUCGUAGAUAAAGAUCAAGAUGGUCGCAUUAGUUUCCAAGAGUUUUUGGAAACAGUUGUUCUCUUCUCACGCGGCAAAACCGAUGACAAACUUCGUAUCAUUUUCGAUAUGUGCGACAAUGAUCGUAAUGGUGUCAUUGACAAGGGUGAACUAAGUGAAAUGAUGCGUUCUUUAGUGGAAAUUGCUCGUACCACUAGUUUGGGUGAUGAUCAGGUAACCGAAUUAAUUGAUGGCAUGUUCCAAGAUGUAGGUUUGGAACACAAGAAUCAUCUCACCUAUCAAGAUUUCAAACUCAUGAUGAAAGAAUAUAAGGGAGAUUUUGUAGCCAUUGGUUUAGAUUGUAAAGGAGCUAAACAGAAUUUCCUGGAUACUUCAACAAAUGUGGCACGUAUGACUUCAUUUAAUAUUGAGCCCAUGCAAGAGAGACCCCGCCACUGGAUGCAAGAGAAAUGGGAUAGUUAUAUAACAUUUUUGGAAGAGAAUCGUCAGAAUAUAUUCUAUCUGUUCUUAUUUUAUGUCAUAACGAUUGUUUUGUUUGUGGAACGUUUUAUACAUUACUCCUUUAUGGCUGAACAUACGGACUUGAGACAUAUUAUGGGUGUGGGUAUUGCCAUCACUCGUGGAUCUGCGGCUUCAUUGUCAUUCUGCUACUCACUGCUAUUACUAACUAUGUCGAGAAAUCUUAUAACAAAACUUAAAGAAUUUCCCAUACAACAAUAUAUUCCCUUGGAUUCUCAUAUACAAUUUCAUAAAAUUGCUGCCUGUACUGCCCUAUUCUUUUCGGUGCUGCAUACAGUGGGUCAUAUAGUGAAUUUCUAUCAUGUCUCCACACAAUCACAUGAAAAUCUUCGAUGUUUGACAAGAGAAGUGCACUUUGCCUCGGAUUAUAAGCCGGAUAUAACAUUCUGGUUAUUCCAAACGGUAACAGGUACCACUGGUGUUCUACUGUUUAUCAUAAUGUGCAUUAUAUUUGUAUUUGCCCAUCCUACUAUACGUAAAAAGGCCUAUAAAUUCUUCUGGAAUAUGCAUACUCUUUAUAUAGGCCUUUAUAUAUUAAGUCUUAUACACGGUCUGGCACGCCUAACAGGACCUCCACGUUUUUGGAUGUUCUUUUUGGGUCCUGGCAUUAUUUAUACUUUGGAUAAAAUCGUUUCUUUGCGUACGAAAUAUAUGGCUUUGGAUGUCAUUGAAACCGAUCUACUGCCUUCAGAUGUUAUUAAAAUUAAGUUCUAUCGUCCACCCAAUCUAAAAUACCUAUCGGGCCAAUGGGUGCGUUUAUCCUGCACUGCCUUUAGACCUCAUGAAAUGCAUAGUUUUACUUUGACCUCGGCUCCUCAUGAAAACUUCCUUAGCUGCCACAUUAAAGCUCAGGGUCCCUGGACUUGGAAAUUGCGUAACUAUUUUGAUCCUUGCAACUAUAAUCCCGAAGAUCAGCCUAAAAUCCGUAUAGAGGGCCCCUUUGGCGGUGGCAAUCAAGAUUGGUAUAAAUUUGAAGUGGCUGUUAUGGUGGGUGGUGGCAUUGGUGUCACUCCUUAUGCUUCGAUUUUAAAUGAUUUAGUAUUUGGCACUAGUACUAAUCGUUAUUCGGGAGUUGCUUGCAAGAAAGUGUACUUCUUGUGGAUUUGUCCAUCUCACAAACAUUUCGAAUGGUUUAUAGAUGUUUUGCGUGAUGUUGAGAAGAAGGAUGUGACGAAUGUAUUGGAGAUUCAUAUAUUUAUAACACAAUUUUUCCACAAAUUUGAUUUGAGAACAACAAUGUUGUAUAUAUGUGAAAAUCACUUCCAACGUCUAUCGAAAACUUCGAUAUUUACUGGUCUCAAAGCUGUUAAUCAUUUUGGAAGACCAGAUAUGUCCAGUUUCUUGAAAUUUGUGCAAAAGAAACAUUCUUAUGUCUCAAAAAUUGGCGUAUUUUCUUGUGGUCCCCGACCCUUAACAAAGAGUGUUAUGUCUGCCUGUGAUGAGGUCAACAAGACUAGAAAACUACCAUACUUUAUACAUCACUUUGAGAAUUUCGGUUAAAUAUUAAAAAUGUCACACUCUCACACAAAAUAAUUCUAAAAUUAAAUAAAAAUUCAUUACAAACAAAUCUCUAGAAAAUACCCACUGUUUAAACAAACAGGCAUUUAAACAAAUUACAUAUUAACAAUAAAUAAAUUAUAUUAAAAAACAAGUCUUUAAGUACUUAAAAAUGCGUGUUAUAAAAACAAUAAAUUUAAUUGUAUGUAUAUUAAAACUUGUGAAAUGUGAAUGUAUCUAAUAUUUAAAUGAAAUACGAAAAGAAAUAAAAUUUUUUUAGUCAAA
Lucilia sericata (common green bottle fly) is the source of this 5232-nucleotide messenger RNA. It is a transcript of the gene Duox, whose product is annotated as dual oxidase. Bases 397 to 4950 code for a protein of 1517 amino acids. NCBI's taxonomy places the organism in Eukaryota, Metazoa, Arthropoda, Insecta, Diptera, Calliphoridae. Gene Ontology annotation, biological process: response to oxidative stress. The record is from RefSeq and is a predicted model, not a curated record. Gene Ontology annotation, molecular function: peroxidase activity; heme binding; calcium ion binding. The transcript is spliced from 11 exons.